AUGUACGAGGACUCAGUCGAAGAUUGGCUUGAUGUACUAAGUAUGUUAAACAGGAGCAAUUCAAAUAUAAGUUAGCACUGUAUAGGACAACCUCGUUCUUUUAAAAGCAACGUUAAUUUUUCACCUGCGAUAGUCCGGUCGAUGAAUGGCAUUGUAAACAAAUGGGGUUGAAAAUCCGAGGAUAAUAUUGAAUUUCGAGGAAGUUUUUAUAAAGGGAUGGUUUGCUACAAUUGACCCAACAUGUUACAACCAUGUUUAUAACCCGACGCUGUUGGAUAUCGCGUUAUACCCGUAUAGCACGACGUGAAAUCAUUGUUGCAGGCAGUUGCCAUUUGUUAACAAUUUUGUCUUUGUCAGUUUUAGGACUGGAGCCGGGUGAUCUAUCAAGACAAUACGACCAGUCUGAUUGGAAGGAAUAUUUCUGUGUUCUCGAACGCGAGCCGCCUGCAAUAAGGAUAUUCUUGGACGAACAGGUAGGUUAGAAUUAAGUUUGAGCUAUAAUCAGACUUGAGUCACCCAGCUUGUUGUUCUGCGAGUGUUUUGACUAUAGGUUGGUAUAGGGAAGCCUUUGGUGCCAAAUAUAACUCUAUUAUAUGGUUCAUUUCUUGGUUAAUUUGUAGUCUUAGAUGACAAGAGUUUACAACUCUAUUAUAUGGUUCAUUUCUUGGUUAAUUUGUAGUCUUAGAUGACAAGAGUUUACUGCUUGUGAUAUUGGGCAUGAAGAAUUAUGAAAUUUGACUCAAGUAGACCGAAGUUAGUUCGACCUAUAUUAGAAUUUAGAUUUUGAGUUUGAUUUUAAGUGCCGUUGGGAAGGUCUCGGCGAUUGAAGGUUUUGGCUUCGGUAUAGGACAUCCUUGGGUCCCAUGUAAGGUAAAUUCGGGGUCCAUUAUGUAUAGUUAAUUUGUAUAAUCUUAGAAUGUAUAUGAGUUUAUAUAUACUGCACUUUUUCGUAAUAUAAAAUCCUGUUUAAUUUAGCCAAGGCAACUUUAAUUCAUGAACUUGGACCACCUCAGGACAAAAAAUAAAAGGAUUUUUUAAGAACGGAGCAAUUCUAUGGAAUACUUACUGGGGUCGCAUACUUAAGUGCUCCUUGUAAAAUAGUUCAUGAAUGAAAUUUGACAUGAGUGGUUAGGUUGGGUCAGCGAUAUUUUAUGCAUGCUUAUAAUGUUUAGUUAAUAAUGGAAUGUAAGCUUAGCUUUUUGCAUUAUUAUAGAGGGAUUGCUCAGAUUAAGUUACAGUAUAUCCCACGUAUAAGAGCGUACUAUUUUUCAGAUCAGGUUGAAUAGAAGUUCUUAUACAUAUAUUUGCAUUUCAUGACUAUAUAAAUCUCAUGCAUUCUAUAUAAAUCAAGUACGAGUACACUUGCAUGCACUUUAUACAUAAGUACUAUUAAAACCUUUUCCAAACUUCAGGCUGAAUUGGUUCUGAUAGAAAUAGGUGUCUAAAUGACAGGUUUCAUGCCGUUGGUUCUUAAUCUGCUAAGCUCGAUACGACUAAAGUCGUAUACGAUUUUUAUCCUGGCGUAUGUACUCGUAUAUAAAUGCGUGUAAAGAUGUCACGUUUCAACUUUCGCCAAAUCAAAGUGAUGAAUAGGAGGAAUAAUGGUAUCAGUAGUCGUUUUCAAACGCCAGAAUGACAAUUGUAUACGCGACUAGUCGUAUUGUUUCAACACAUGCAUGGGCCUUUAAAUAUGCGGGAUUUUACUGGAUUGGUCAAACGAUAUAUCAGUAGGGUUACUAGGGUACAGACUUUGAUUAAUUAUGAAUGGUGAACUGUAAUCCUUCGGUUAACGCAAGGCUAUUAGCAUUAAAUUUGAGGCAAAAUGUGUGUAUUAAAAACUCGUUUUCCCCAGAAGAAUGGUCAUUGUGUUGCAAUUGUAUAUUGUCCACGUUGCAAAAUGCUUGUUUUACGACCCCACGCAAUAUUCGUAGUUAGGAAACAGUUGAUAUAGUUUCCUAGUGAGUAGUGUGUUUGCUUUAUGGUAACACAAUCUUAGUCUCGAUAUAUAUAUUUACUUAUUUAUUAAUGGGCAGCACAGGUCAUUACACGAUAUAUAUUUAGUUAUUUAAUAGCUAGCAUUGGUCAUUUAUAUACAAGUAGAUCAUAUGUUUCUAUGUGUACCGUAUCUUUUGACAACUGUAAAUUUAUCAUGACUAACACAAUCGCUAGCUGGCAUACACUGACCAUUACAAGUAUAAUUUAGACAUAUAAGCGUCAAUGCGUCAUAGCAGCUGUAAAUUUGUAAUGAUUUAUUCAUGAACAAAUUAGAUUUGGACAGAUUUCAUCGCUCGUUUGACGUAUUUACCAGUUUAACGCUGUCGGGGUUUCGGCGAUGCAUGCUUGAAUUGCUUUACACAAUAAUUAUGAUUUGAUAAUUGUUAUGUGAUGUUUCAUUGAGACAAAGGCUUGGUCUACUGCCAUUGUUAUAUAUAUAUGAUACAGUUAGCAGCUCACCACCCACAUAUAAAUGAAUAUGGAAACUAGAGGCAUCGUUUCCGUCUGAUGCACAAUGACAAUGCGGCACAGUAAUAUACUGAAGAUAAAACAGGCCUGAGGUGUUGUUUUGCAAGAAUAUUUAUUGCACUAAUAAAAUAACUUGCGUAUUCAUCCAUACAUCCCAGACCUAUAGAAAAGAUAUUUGUCUUCCUGGUAGCAAAAUCCAAAACUAGAAAUUUCCUGUGUGAGUCGAAUAUAAAACGUCCUCCAUAUGUAGAUUUCGUCUCGACUUGCAAAACGCUUUUGGAAUUUUUACAAUAAAUAAAUUAUUUGGCAUUCCAGUAUAUAUAGAUGAAAGAAUUUCCUGCAAGAUGUAAGAGAAUUCCCUGGCAGCAAUGCUACCGGUGGCAUUUUCCAGCACUAUAAACCAUCUAUUAUUUACAUAACCAUCGGUUAUACUCUCUCAAUAUAUACCAGAAGUUAAGAAUGAAUUUGAGUAACCUUUCGAACAAGACGUUAUACUUGAUAUAACUUUGGUUUGUGGAACUUAUAUCUUAUCGCCAUGCAAAACUACGAAGUCAAAAAACCUAUUACAAAACAGUACUUCAAUGGAUGAAAAAAGUAUAAAAAUCUGCAUCAUAAAAUUGAUAUGUGUUUAUAGUCUUUUUUCAUACGUAAAGGUUCUCGUAUUUUCCGUAUCCAAUUUUAAAAUAAUUGCAUCUCAAAAGAGCUUUUUCUUUGCAAAGGAAAAGAGACAUAAAAGGCAUCAUUAACGCAGAACCAGGAAAAUGAACAAUGUGAAUGAUAUUCGCUUUCGUGCUUUCCACUUUAAUGCUCUUACUUUGAAUCUUAACUUCGCCGCCAUUAUACUUAAGUUUGAACAUAAUUAUUGAGUUAUAUUUGCUUAAAAAUACAUACACAAACACGUAUGUGUUGUUGUUUUAGUUUUGAAAUAUCAAAUUUAGCGUCAUACUGUGAAAUGAAUGAUUUGAUUAGCUUUCAAUAUGUGAACUUGACAUUUGUUUCACAGUUUGGCUCAAACAGAAACGUGCACACGCUCAGAUUUGUUCAAAAAUGUGUUUUCCAUUGAAAUUAAGGAAAAGGCCUAGAUUAUUAAAAGGAAUGGAAAUUUUUAGGCUUAGAGUUUCGUAGACAAACUUUAUGGACGAGAUUUAGAUGUAUGUUGUAAAUGAGAAAAUGUCCACGUGCAUGAAGCAUGCCCACUUUUAAGCCGGAUAUAUAUACAAUUCAUUUUCAAUUUCUUAAGUUGUAACUAGUGUCUAAGUAGAAACGUUACGAUAUGUUUGGAAAUUAGAUCAUGUCCCUUCGAAAUUUAUUUAUUUAUUUAUUUAUUUGUAGGAUUCUCCCCACAAAAACAAACAAAUUAACGCUUGUACCAAAACGACACAAAAUAUAUAUAAAUUAAAAUAGGUGGAGACUAACCACAGAGAUAUAGUCUCCAUGCAUAACGGACCCCCCAAAAUUUCUCCCUGAAAGAGUCUGGCCAAGAAGCCAACCUGUAGUCUAAUAUAUUAUACUCUCCAAGCUCAACGCAUUUGACUUUUGAUCAGUGUGCAUUGAUCAACAUUCAAAUCAAUUCUUAUUUUUAUCUCUCUGUAUUUCAGGAAUACGAUGAUUACCAGAACUAUCCCAGUCCUGUCCUCAGCCCCCGGGGACGCAGACCAUCAUUUGGAGAUCUUCUAGGAAACG
Messenger RNA from Paramuricea clavata, 4146 nucleotides. Lineage: Eukaryota; Metazoa; Cnidaria; Anthozoa; Malacalcyonacea; Plexauridae. The record is from the annotation of a GenBank genome assembly.